AUGACAUCAUCAAUAAUGAUAGCAGCAACAGAUUGGAAUGUACCAUAUAUAUUCAAAGGUGCAACGAUCAUUGAUGAUUCAUAUUCAUGGAUAGGAGGACAACGUUUGGCUGAUUUACUCAAACAAAAAUUAUUAUCAUUUCGAAUUGGCAAACAACAAAAAUCAUUAUUCGGUGAUCGUGUUCAAUUUGAAAAAGAUUGUAUUCAUAUUCAAUCAACUGUUGAUGAUUUUCUUUCUUGGACAACAUCAAUCGAUAAUAAUUCUCUUCCAAUUGAUCAUCCAUUAAAACAAUAUUCAAAUAAAGAAUAUUUUGCUUAUGCAGAUUAUAUACAUUUACCUGAAUUAUUUGAAAAUGAAUCACAUCCUUUAAUAAAUAUGAUCAAAUGGGCUGAUAUGGGUUUAAAAGAUCGGUGUGGAAAAGAAUCAACAUUAUGGAUUGGUUCUCAAGGUGCUCAUACACCUUGUCAUUAUGAUACAUAUGGAAUUAAUUUUGUUGCUCAAAUUGUUGGAAAAAAACGAUGGUUAUUAUUUCCAUCAGAUAGUCCAAUAGGUCAAUUACAAACACGUAUACCAUAUGAAGAAUCUAGUGUUUAUCUUGAUAUUGAUCCAUCUGUAUUGGAUAAAUUCAAAAAUAUUGAUGUUUAUGAUAUAAUUCUUGAACCUGGCGAUGUUUUAUUUGUACCAAAACAUUGGUGGCAUUUUGUUUUAUCUCUUGAUUCAAUAACUAUUUCAGUUAAUAGUUGGUUAGAACAACCUGAUGAUCAUAUAGAACGAAUCAAAGAAAUGCUUGUUCGACAAAUUAUUACAUCAACUAUGAUAUCACAUGAUUAUUCAUCUGAUCAAUGGUUAAAUCAUAAUGAAGUUGCUACUGAUCCAACAACAAAUUUAACUUUAUUAUCUAGUUUAUUAAUGGAUUUAGAUUCAACAAAUGAAAUAAAAGAACCUCCAUUAAAACGAUAUCGAUAUAUAAUUACUCCAGCUAAUCAUGUACAUGAACAACGUUUAACAAGUACAUUAUUUGAACAUAUUAAUUUAUCAAAAUCAAAUAAUAAUAUUUCUACGAAUAUAUGUUCUAAUGAAUCAAAUGAUGAAAUUCUCUUAAAACGUCUUUUAAAAGCUAUGACUGCACCUGAUACAAUUGAUUUAAUUUAUAAUAAAUUACUUUCUGUUUAA
Rotaria sp. Silwood1 is the source of this 1173-nucleotide messenger RNA. The record is from the annotation of a GenBank genome assembly. NCBI's taxonomy places the organism in Eukaryota, Metazoa, Rotifera, Eurotatoria, Philodinida, Philodinidae.